AUGACAUCGGUCGCAGUCGCAACUGCCAAGAAGUCUUUGGUCCAAAUAGCCUGUGGAGCCUCAAAUGGAUGUUCCCAUACUUGGCAGCGCCACCCAUGGGAGAUGGACUAUCGUAUGCCUCCAGUAUGCCUGGACAAGAUGCUCUUCUUGGCAGUUGUCUCGCAUGAGGAGCCUCCGCUGGCGGUCUUUGAACUGCUCGACCGGAUCUACCAGGUGCUUCUAAGAUACCUGGGCGAGGUCAGUGAGGAUUCACUUCGGCAGAACUUUUCGACCGUGUACUUACUGCUCGACGAAAUGAUCGACAGCGGCCUGCCCUUCACGACGGAAAUGAAUCGAUUGGAGUCCAUCAUUGCGCCUCCUUCAGCCAUCGGGAAAGUGGUGCAGGCUGUUUCUGGAAGCAGCACGCAAGUGCUGUCCGACGUUCCGCUGGAAUCUGCUGGACAGGGUGGGGCCUUUGGUGCCCUUACCUCUGCCUUGGGGGCCAUGUCGCACAGCAAUAUUGGCGGGGCCUCGGCGGAGGUGUGGUGGCGGCGGCAGAAUGUUGUGUAUGGCUCAAACGAGGUCUACGUGGACAUUGUGGAAACAAUCAGCUGCAUUUGCAACAGCACGGGGAACAUGAUUUCUGGCGGUGUCAAUGGCGAAGUUUUGAUUAACAGCAAGCUCAGUGGAGUACCAGAGGUGCUGUUGACCAUGCGAAAUCCCGCCGUGCUCCAGAACGUCUCGUUUCAUCCCUGCGUACGACUUCCAAGGUUUCAAAGGGACAAGGCGCUGUCCUUCAUUCCGCCCGAUGGUGAGUUCUCGCUCGCCUCGUACUGGAUUCCGGACACGACUUUGAACCUGCCUUUCCACUUCUCGGUGUCGGUGAACUACCACUCAGACCAUGGGAAAGUGCAGAUUGCAGCCAGCCCAAAGCUUGCCGUUACCAUGCAAAACAAGCAAAUGCUGAUCGACAAGUUUGUGGUGCAAAUCCGCCUGCCUUCCUCCAUUGCUUCUGCCAACUUGGCCAGUCAGGGUGGGAACAUCCGCUUUGACGAUGAGUCCAAGGUGAUUAUUUGGAACCUUGGCAAGCUCGCCAGCCAGGACAGCAAGGCAGAGGGCACUUUGAAUUAUGCCACAGACCCAAAGGAUGGGACGCCAAAGAUUCCUGCAGAGGAGAAGCCCACAGCACAGUUGGCCUUCGUCAUCAAAGGAUGGGCCAUCUCAGGGAUUCGUUUGGACGCCUGCGAUGUGAGCAGCAUCAACUACACGCCCUACAAAGCGUCAAGGUACACCACCACAGCUGGCAAGAUUGAGUAUCGGAUAGCCUGA
Molecule: messenger RNA, 1308 nt
Organism: Durusdinium trenchii
Lineage: Eukaryota; Dinophyceae; Suessiales; Symbiodiniaceae
Source: the annotation of a GenBank genome assembly